AGACUGAGCACAUCAACUUGUUUUUCUGCAGAAAUAGAAAAGACAAAAGUCAAGCAUGUCUGAGGCACCGAAAAAGUCAAAGAUCUCUGCAUCUCGCAGACUGGCUCUUAAGACCAAGCUGCUGAAAGUAGCGGCUGGGAUGUUUGAAAAGGAAAAGGAGGACAAGAAGGCAGAGAGAGAGGGUAUUUUAAGGGAGAGAGUUCCUCCGCUUCAGCUGUCUGGUUUGUCCAUUCAGGACCUUCAGGCUCUAUGCAAAGAACUUCACCAUAAAAUAGAUGUUGUAGAUGAGGAACGCUAUGACAUUGAACUCAAGGUGGCCAAAAACACCACAGAGAUUGAAAAUCUUUCUGCAAAAAUCUUUGAGUUAAAGGGUAAGAUGAAACGACCUGCCCUUAAACGGGUAAAGAUUUCAGCUGACGCCAUGUUGGGAGCUCUGUUGGGUGCAAAAGUUAAAGAGUCUGUGGACUUCAAAGCGAACCUAAAGACAGUGAAGAAAGAGGAGGAGAAGAAAGAGGAGGUGACUGACUGGCGUAAGAACGUGGAGGCCAUGUCUGGUAUGGAGGGCAGGAAGAAGCUGUUUGAUGCUGGACAAUAGAUUCAUGUUUCAUGACACUUUGUGUACAGAUACAUUUUUAAGUAGUACAUGUCACAGCACACAAUAAACAAACUUACUGUUUAGGUUUAAAUGUGAAUGUGUGUGCAGAUAAAGAAAUAUAACUACAUUUUGCAGAAAGAGUUGCACUGUGUUAUGAUUGUCUGCUACUGGCACUUGUAAAAUGUAAAAAUUUAAACCAAUAACUGUAUACUUUUACCCCAGAAAGAAUAUAAGUAAGAAAAAUAUUCCUUUUUGUU
Melanotaenia boesemani (Boeseman's rainbowfish) is the source of this 852-nucleotide messenger RNA. RefSeq names its product troponin I, slow skeletal muscle-like. The record is from RefSeq and is a predicted model, not a curated record. Gene Ontology annotation, cellular component: troponin complex. The coding region runs from base 56 to 595 and encodes 179 amino acids. Gene Ontology annotation, biological process: muscle contraction. Lineage: Eukaryota; Metazoa; Chordata; Actinopteri; Atheriniformes; Melanotaeniidae. The transcript has 8 exons.